UAGGUUUAAUAUUGAAAGCCGAAAUGAAUGACUCAGAGUGUUUGUUAAUUAAUUUUCAUAACGAAAAAGAUUCCAUUGCAGUUGGGUUUAGAUACUGGAUGGAUGAACCGGUAACCAACAAUGAACUAGAAGAAAUCAUAGAAAUGAAGCGGACAGUUUUAAUGAAGUGGCCAAAUUGCAAUAUCGAACCGGCGUCAAAAAUGUUGAAAAAAGUUUCUUUAUGCAAGUGGAAAAAGUGUGUCGGUACAAUUCUUGCUGCGGGCAAUGAGUGAAGACGAAUUAUCCGACUCAUCUGUUGAUGAAAAAGAAAAUAGAGGAAACGUAGAGAGAUUACUAAAAAGAAUUAAGGAACUUGAAGAUGAAAAAUUAAAGAUGAAAAGCCUCUUGAAAGAAAACGAAGAUAAAAAUUCAACAGAAACUACAGAUUCUCCUAACGAUGUCGAUCCAAAUACUAAUACAUCAGAUUCUUCUAAUUCAUCUCCUAGUGAUAGUACUCUAGCUAAAAUAAUUGAUGAGGACAUUGAUAAAGAGAUCGAAUUAGGAAGCAGUAGUCAAAAUACAGUACUUCUAGAUGGAACUAUUAAUUUGAAUGACUUAUAUGAAGAACAUGAACAAAUGAAAAGUACAGCAAGCGUUGGGGUUAUUGUUGAUGCAUUAUUUCCUGUUGUGAACAAUAAUCAUAAUCAACCUACGUCUCGAGAAACUCCUUAUAAGGUGGGAGAACAGUUAAGUGCAACAGGCGUUGAGGAUAUUGUUGAUGCAGUAGUUCCCCUUGUGAACAAUAAUCGUAAUCAACAUAUCUCUCAAGAAACUACUAAUAAGGAGGGGGAACAGUUAAAUACAGCAGGCUCUGAGAUUAUUGUUGAUGAAGUAGGUCCUGUUGUGGGCAUUGAUCGUAAUCGACCUGUGUCUCGAGAAAUUACUUAUAAGAAAGGAGACAUACCAUUAUCAAAACAAAAACAUAAAACCAUUACUUUUGGAGGAAGAGAAUAUAGCUAAAAUAAAAUAGCUUGUUGUAAUCGAAACAGCUUAUCAAAAUUUACAACUGAGCUGACAUCAAUUGUCAUUGACCGCCAAGAAUUGUCUGAAAGCAGCUUAACAGGAAAAGUAAGCAAUUUUCAAAAAAACAAUCCAAAUGCGAUUGCCAAAAAACAACUCUGCCCACAAAGAGUACAAGAUAUGCUAGAAACAAACUCUGCAGCCGUCAAUUAAUCAUUACAACAUUUUAACCAGAAGCAUGAAAAAUAUGCUUCAAAAGUAUAUUUCCAGGGGGGUAAUUAUGAUGUUUACGGCGCAAAAAAAACAGAGAAAAAGGCCUUAGUUUUUAACAAAACACGUUUUUGCAAAUCAAUGCAAGGUACUAUUUUUUCCG
Molecule: messenger RNA, 1372 nt
Organism: Leptopilina heterotoma
Lineage: Eukaryota; Metazoa; Arthropoda; Insecta; Hymenoptera; Figitidae
Exons: 7
Coding region: 265-999 (244 amino acids)
Source: RefSeq, a predicted model, not a curated record